Molecule: messenger RNA, 1657 nt
Organism: Nematolebias whitei (Rio pearlfish)
Lineage: Eukaryota; Metazoa; Chordata; Actinopteri; Cyprinodontiformes; Rivulidae
Gene: eif4e1c
Product: eukaryotic translation initiation factor 4E family member 1c
Exons: 7
Coding region: 55-705 (216 amino acids)
Biological process (GO): translational initiation
Cellular component (GO): cytoplasm; eukaryotic translation initiation factor 4F complex
Molecular function (GO): RNA 7-methylguanosine cap binding; translation initiation factor activity
Source: RefSeq, a predicted model, not a curated record
AGUGGAGUGGAGUGACGCAGAAGCGCCGAAUGCUAGAUCAUUUCCCCAGUCAAGAUGGCGACAUCGGAGCCGAAAGCAGCUGAUACUCCUCAGAAAGCAGCUGAUACUGAAGAUCAACAGACUGACGGUCAGGUUGUCGCAAAUCCUGAGCAGUAUAUCAAACAUCCUUUGCAAAACAAAUGGGUCUUGUGGUACUUUAAAACAGACAAAAGCAAAAGUUGGACAGAGAACUUUCGUUUAAUUUCCGAAUUCGACACAGUGGAAGAUUUUUGGGCAUUAUACAACCACAUACAGCAACCAAGCAAGCUUGGCAUUGGCUGUGAUUAUUGCUUAUUUAAGGAUGGAAUCAAACCCAUGUGGGAAGACGACAGAAACAAGCUGGGGGGUCGAUGGUUGAUGACGCUCAACAAACAGAGACACAAUGAACUUGAUCGCUGCUGGAUGGAAACACUCCUGUGUUUAGUUGGUGAAUCUUUUGAUGAGGCAAGUGAAGACGUGUGUGGAGCUGUGGUCAAUGUCAGGCAUAAAGGUGACAAAAUAGCCAUCUGGACAAGCAACUGCCAAAACAGGGAAGCCAUCUUGACGAUAGGGCAACUUUACAAGGAUCGUCUGAGCCUCCCCACGAAAGUCGUGAUUGGCUACCAGUCACAUGACGAAACGUCCAGUAAGAGUGGAUCCACCACCAAGAACAUGUACUCUGUUUGAAAAACUUUCCCUUCAUUUCAACUCGUAGAUUUAAACAAUUACCAACCUGCAUCAUCACAUUAACUUUUUGAGUUUUUCACUAUUCUAGUGUCCUUUCCUUCUAUUGCAAAGAGAAAUGUUUAUAUUGUGUACAGUUGACGCUUCCCUCCGUGUAUUUGGACCGAUGCAUAUGAGGGGAGGAGGCUUGGACUCGAGGUGAUGUCUUAAAUGAGCAGGAGAACAUAAAUAUUUUCUUUUAGAGUUGAAAAGAUCUGUGAGUAAUAUCAGUGACCUCCCUUAGGUUAGCAGAGAACAAGCUUUUUUAUAGUACUUACUGACUUUGAGUUGGGAAAAUAAACAUUAACUACAAGGCCUUGUGUUUUUACUCAUGCUGUUAUCUCUCCUUUAAAAAAAAAAAGUUUGUAACCUCACAUGAUAAAUGAUGGUUGGCAACUUAUCCUUACGCAGAACAAGUUUUAAGAACAGUUUUAACUUGAUUUAUUUAGAAGUGUUAAGCAUGAGGCAGGCUGUCAUGACGCUCCAGUUUGAAGAAUAUGCAGUAUCUUAAAGUUUGUAAAAGUUGUCGCACUCAAAAGUAUCACGUUUGGAUUUAGGGCCUUUAUUUUGUUUUAUUAGGGUUUUUUUUUAUACUUUUACUUUUCAGCCAUGCUGAAAUGUGGGAUACUGCUUGUACCUUUGGAACUGUUUUCCACUUACAUUUUAUUUAUAUUGUAUACAUUACCAUUAUUUAGCUGAAAGAAAAACAAAACUUUUUUUGUUAACGAUGUGGACUAUUGCAUAUAGAUGCUGUUUUUACAGUCAAGAUGCUGACCGGUGUGCUUUUUGCUGUUUUCUUCCUAACAGAAACUGUAGAUAACGUCGCACUCCUCUUAGUUGAUGCGAGACAAAAAGAUUAUGCUCAUUGUGAAAUGAUUUUGCUCAUAAUGUAUCUUUAUUAUCUGUUAUUCCAGGA